CCAUUUUGGAUUUAGUGUAGUGCCAGUUGGGGGGGCGGUGACAUAUUUUCUUGUCGUCGUCCUUUAAUUAAUUUCAUAAUUUUAAUAUAAAAAGAUAACUAGUGAUUCUCAGUGUAAAAUAAGUAGUUUAUGUCAGGACUGAGCGUGAUGAUGGCGGGACAGACAAUAAACGAUAGGCUCCUUGCCGCUCGCCAUAGUAUUGCGGGGCAGGGAUUAGCCAAAUCUGUAUGUAAAGCCACAACCGAAGAAAUGAUUGCACCGAAAAAGAAACAUUUAGAUUAUCUAGUCCACUGCACAAAUGAGCCGAACGUGUCCAUACCACAGCUAGCUAACCUCCUCGUCGAGAGGACACAGAACACAAACUGGGUGGUGGUGUACAAGGCGCUGAUCACCGUACACCAUCUGCUGGCGUAUGGGAAUGAGAGGUUCACGCAAUAUUUGGCGUCGAGUAACUCGACGUUUCAACUAAGUAAUUUCCUAGAUAAGAGCGGGGUGCAAGGCGCCGCCGGUGCCAGAAUUGGCUAUGAUAUGUCACCGUUCAUACGGCGCUACGCCAAAUACCUCAACGAGAAGGCACUAUCCUACAGGACUGUCGCCUUCGACUUCUGCAAGGUUAAGAGGGGCAAAGAGGAGGGCUCCCUCCGCAUGAUGAAUGCAGACGAGCUGCUAAAGACCCUGCCAGUGCUGCAGGCUCAGCUGGAUGCUUUGCUGGAGUUCGAUUGCACGGCGAACGACCUGACCAACGGCGUCAUCAACAUGUGCUUUAUGUUGCUGUUCAGAGAUCUCAUUAGAUUAUUCGCGUGCUACAACGAUGGCAUAAUCAACCUGCUGGAGAAAUACUUCGACAUGAACAAGAAGAAUUGCCGCGAGGCUCUCGACCUCUAUAAAAAGUUCCUCAUCAGGAUGGAUAGAGUUGGAGAGUUCUUGAAGGUGGCAGAAAACGUGGGCAUAGACAAGGGCGACAUACCGGACCUGACGCGCGCGCCGAGCAGCCUGCUGGACGCGCUCGAGGGGCACCUCGCCACGCUCGAGGGCAAGCGGGGCUCCGCCGCCAACACGCCCACGCAGACCGCCAGCGCGCAAAAGAACGUGGCGAACGUGAUGGGCGCGCUGUCGUCGACGUCGUCGUCGUUCGGCAACGCGGCGGCGGCGGGCCGCAUCGACUCGCACGCCAACGGCUCGCUGCUCAUCGACGACUCGCUGCGCCAGCAGGCGCUCGCCGAGGAGGAGGCCGCCAUGACGCAGUACAAGGUACACUUGUUCCAAGGCGAGGGGCUCACUGGCGAGGAGGACGUCACUCAGAUAUCAGAAUUGUUUAACAAAGUCCAAUCUCCGACGAACUCGGCGAACAACCCGUUCCUGUCGUCGCAGCCGCAGCCGCAGACGCAGACGCAGAACAUCGUCGACCUGUUCGGUCCGACGCCGUCUGACACCAAGGCGUCUGACGAUCUGUUGUCCCUGGGCAAUCCGUUCGCGGACAUGUUUGGAGGCGGGCAACCGCAACAGAACGCAACCGCGUGGCAACAGCAGAGCAACGGCUUCGCGGCCACCUUCCCGGCGGGCGGCGGCCCCGCGGCGGGCGGCCCCGCGGCCAGCACGUUCGUCUCUGAGGCUAGCUUCACUAACGUUUUCAGUGGCGGCGACGCGACAGCGGCGAACCCGUUCAUGGGCAUGGGCGAGCCGCAGCCCGCGCGGCCGCCGCCCCCCCACCCGCAGCCCAAGUCCGCCUUCGACGACCUCGAGGACGCCAUGCGCAUGUCGCUGGGCGGCUCGCCCGCGCGCCCGCCGCCCGCGCAGCCGCCCGCGCAGCCGCCCGCGCAGCCGCCCGCGCAGCCGCCCGCCCAACCGCAAGCCCAGCCGCUGGCCCAGCCGUUCGGCGACGUCAUGGGCGUGAUGCAGCCGAUGGGCCAACCGAUGGCCCAGCCGAUGAUGUUCGGCUCGCCGGCCCGCCAGCCGAUGGUGCCGAUGGCAGCUAUGGGUCAGCAGCAGCCGCAGCAGCCGAGCAAAGUGCUCACGGGCGACCUGGACUCGUCGCUGGCGCAGCUCGCUAACAACCUGACGAUCAACAAGAGUGCGACCGCGCAGAAACCAAUGCAGUGGAGUUCGCCGAAGAACGCGAAGCCCGGCGGCGGCUGGAGCCCGCAGCCGAUGCAGGCGACCACCGGCGCUAACUACCGCCCUAUGGGACAAGGCAUGAGCCUAACACCACUGCCACAUACGUUACCCCAUAUGUACCACACCCCACAUUUUGUUAUGCAACAACCGGGCAUGGUAAUGGGCAUGAACGCGUCCCCGAUGAUGGGCAUGGGAGGUAUGCCCAUGCGCCCCCCCAUACCGCCGCAACCAACCAACCACUUCACUUAAAUUGUCUAUGACCCACACACUGUUUACGUCUUCAAACCAUCGAGUAUUUCUAGAAAAUCCCCCACCCUGAAUCACAAUAACAAUAUAAUUACAACAAGAAAAAAAAAUUGCAAGUAUUUUCUCGAAAAAUCUCGAUGGACUUUAUGUUUUGAAUCAAUGGAUUCGCGACUCGAGGGUUUACUUAACAUAGUUAAAGAUUAUAUACGUCACAGAUAACAAACGUGACGGAUCGUAGCGUUGUUUAAUCUGCAUUGUAUAUACGAUUGUACUAGAGACCUUAUGCGCUUAGGUUCAAAGAGUUUAUCAGGUAGGUAGGUGGAUUUUGUUUAGUAUAGAAUUGUUUUGAGUCAUAUGAUUUGUAAAUAUUGGAUUAUAUACGGCGGGCGCUUCCGUUUGGACAUUGUUACGUAUAUUUGGUCGGUUACAACUUGUUUGCGUUUAGGCUUUAAGCUUCGUUAGAUCUUAGUGCGUAACGGUUUUCCUUAGCACUUUAAAUUGAUAUUGUAGGCAUGUGUAUUAUUAUUUUACAUCCGCUUCAUUGCGUAUGAACGUUCUUAUGAAUUUUGAGAUCUAGAAGUGAUUAUAUAAAAUGUCAUUAUCUGUAUCUGUAUUAGCUAAACUUUAGUCAUUUUUAAACUAAAAUAUAUGCACUUCAAAUAAUGUAUUUUGUUUUGGUGCAUAGUUUUAAGUUUGGUUUUCGUUGAAGUCACAUUCCAUACUAGAAAAAUAUAAAAUGGCUUACUAUAUUCAGUUAACCCAUUUGUAGCCUAUGUCCAUAGUUCUACUAAAAUAAUUGUAUUUUUUGCAUCUAGUAAUAGUGUAUUUGGAUAUAAAAUCAUGUUAGUUUGAACCGACUUUGCUCGAAACAGGUGCUCUGCUAUGUUUUGAAGUUUAAUCAUCAUCCUUGUCUGAUAAAAUUAUAUUUUCAAAAGUUUUGUGACCAUACUUUAUAGUUCAUGUAAAGAAAGUUACCAUCGACCGUAUUUUGACUUUUAAAUACUUUCUUUCUUAUAAUUAUUUAGUUUUACAAGAAAGGUUUUAAAAGCAAAUUAUAACUUACGCAUUCAUUGCUCAGUGAAAUUCUCAAUACUUUGAACAAUCGAUGUGGACCAAAUGCCGUCAUGUUUUGUGAUAUUUCUUUAAAGACUGUAGUAAUCGAAAGUAUUAAUGUUUUUUGUUGUGUCUGCUGCUUGAGCAAAGUAUUGGGUCGGUGUUGCCAUGUCACGCUUGACGUUAAAAAAAUUUCAUUUAGCUGGUAGCACUGUCAUGCAGUUUCAUACAAUAAAAACGCGUAAUUUAUGAUAAUAUAGUAAUACGAUAGCAAAUUAUUAAUCUACAUUUCUUCAAGAUUUGAGAUGUACGUAUGUGUAAAUAGGGCGUAGUUGUUUAUCGCAAUAUUCCAUAGGAAUUAAUUGUUACAUACCUUAAUAAAAUUUGAGUGCAUCCUCUACUUUAACGCUACAUAUUUUGUUAUUUGUGCUAUAGGUACGUUAUACGUAGGUGCGGUUGAGAAAUUAGAUGGUCGAUUGCCAAAUCAUAAAGUGCAUGCUCAGUGUAAACAAUUUAUUUUUGCUAUAUUAUUAUUGCACGUGUUAAUGAGAUAAUUAUUUUGGUGAAAUUUUAUCUUAAUAGCCAUCAAAUUUAUUUUUUAUUGUUGGUAUCAGUUUGGUCGAAUGUUGUGCAAUUUUUUAAUUACAAUGGCAACACAACAAUAGUCUUGCCAGAAAAAAAUUUAAUGGUUCUUUUUUUUAAGUUCUUUUACGCUGGUUUUCAAAUAUUUUUCUGUGAUGAAUGAACUCUUUAUUAGUAUAUCGCUAGUAACAUAUGAGUUUUAAAGAUUAUCUUGAUCUUAUUUUGAAUUUAUUUACUCAUUCAAAUCGUUAAGUUGUAUAUUUUUUUGAUUAUGCUAAUCUAUUUUGUCUUAUGAUUUAUUUUAUGUAAAUUUUACAUGUGAUUAUUCACAUGCUAUUUUAUUUGUAGCUCUGUCGUGCCUUGAGAUAUUCAGUUUAUUUAUGUGAAUAAAAAAUUAUUACGAG
Molecule: messenger RNA, 4400 nt
Organism: Zerene cesonia (dogface butterfly)
Lineage: Eukaryota; Metazoa; Arthropoda; Insecta; Lepidoptera; Pieridae
Gene: lap
Product: phosphatidylinositol-binding clathrin assembly protein LAP
Exons: 17
Coding region: 130-2364 (744 amino acids)
Biological process (GO): clathrin-dependent endocytosis; synaptic vesicle budding from presynaptic endocytic zone membrane; clathrin coat assembly
Cellular component (GO): synaptic vesicle; clathrin-coated pit; extrinsic component of presynaptic endocytic zone membrane
Molecular function (GO): 1-phosphatidylinositol binding; SNARE binding; phosphatidylinositol-4,5-bisphosphate binding
Source: RefSeq, a predicted model, not a curated record